Messenger RNA from Lycium ferocissimum, 1119 nucleotides. RefSeq names its product putative F-box protein At1g47790. The record is from RefSeq and is a predicted model, not a curated record. Gene Ontology annotation, molecular function: protein binding. The transcript has a single exon. NCBI's taxonomy places the organism in Eukaryota, Viridiplantae, Streptophyta, Magnoliopsida, Solanales, Solanaceae. Bases 37 to 825 code for a protein of 262 amino acids.
AUCAGGCUAGUCUUUUCAAUCCAAUUAUUGUUUGCAAUGCGGCCCGAAAGGUUAAUCAUCUCCCAAGGCAAGUGCGUUGUGGAGCCAUCAAAUGAUAACACAGACCAGAUGGACGUUGAUCGGAGGGCCACGACAAUUCACUUCAAUGAGGAAAUAAUUAUGGAGAUCUUCAGCAGGUUACCGGUGCAGUCUCUACUUCGAUUCAAAUGUGUUUCGAAAUUUUGGGAGGCAUUAAUCUCUUUUCCUUACUUUAAGAUGAAGCAUCUCAAUUUUGCCAAGAAUGACCAAGAUUCCCAAAAGCUUCUUAUUAACCAAAUGUGCCCUAAGUAUGGAAUAUUUUCCAUAUAUUGUUGUCCUUUGUCGUCUCUUCAACUGGUUGAGGAUGUGCAAAAACUUGAUUGCCCUUUAAACCCUAAACCAAAUCGAUUCGCAAUCCAUUGUUAUUACGAUGGCUUGGUUGUUAUCGAGGUUCCUGAUAAUUUGGAUGGUUAUCGCCGCACUCUUUUGUUGUGGAACUCCUCCACAAGAGAAUCAAUAGUACUUCCCGCUCUAGAAUUUCCACCGGAUGUAGUUUCUCGUUUUGGAUUGGGUUAUGACUCAACCCGUGGUGAGUAUAAGAUCCUUCAUAUGCGCCAGCACUUACAUAGAUCGAUACCUAGUGAAAUUCUCGCGUUGAAAAUUGGUUCCUGGAGAAGAAUUGAUAAACAUCCUCGUGCCUUUUUCAAUGAUAAACAUCCUCGUGCCUUUUUCAAUGUGUUGUUUGCUAUGCAAUUUUUGACAUUUAUACAUGCGGCAUUUCAUUGGAUCGAUUUUUCAAGAAAAUAGUAUUUUGUGUUGGUUUCAUUUAGUAUUUCAAAUGAAGUGUAUGGAGAGAUAUCCUUGCCAGAGGAAAUAUUAAGCUUGAGGGGCCACACCCGUAUUGGCGUUUUAGUGUUGGAAGGAAUGCUUUGUAUUCAUUCUAAUAUUCAUCAUCAGGGAAAGUAUACUUCUAAGUUGUGGGUAUUGAAAGAGUAUGAUGACAAGGAAUCUUGGAUUCAUUUGUUUGCUAUAGAAGAUCCUUCGAUUUUUAAUGCCCUAUCGAAAUAUAGGUUUACGAAUGGUGAAGUGCAAUUCCUUUGC